AUGUCUAUUCCUACUCUCCAGCCUCUUCCUACAAAAAUUAACAACCAAUCUCCGGAAAAGAAAGAUCUGGCAGACUUGCCUGAAAUUAUUCUGGGUGCUGGAGUGUUCAACUAUCAAUACAAUGACCACCCGGACGAGUUGCCCGCGGAUAAGAUUCUUGCGCGUGCUUUUGACUUGGGAAUUCGUGCAUUGGACUCUUCUGCUUAUUAUGGCCCUUCGGAAAUCAUUGUUGGUUCCGCACUGGACCGCAUCCGUGACAAGUACCCACGCAACUCAUAUGUGAUUUGCACCAAGGCAGGCCGUGUCAAAGAAAACGAGUUUGAUUAUUCUCCUGCUCAUAUCCGUUCCAGUGUUGAACGUAGUUUGGAACGUUUCCACACAGACUACAUUGAUGUGCUUUACCUGCACGACGUUGAGUUUGUGGACGCAGACUUGGCCGUUGGUGCUAUUCGUGAACUCUUUGAACUGAAGAAGGAGGGCCGCAUCCAUCACGUUGGCAUGUCGGGAUACCCACUGGACUACUUACUUAAACUUGCCAUCAAGGUGCGUAAAGAUCUGGGACAGCCAUUGGACUUGUUGUUAAGCUACAGCAACUUUUGUCUUCAAAACACGUUACUUAAAGAGUAUCUUCCUCGAUUAAAGAGCACAGGCUCUGAUGGUGCUGGUAUUCGCCAUAUUUUAUCGGCAUCACCACUUUCAAUGGGUUUGAUUCGUGCACAGCCCGCACCUGGAUUCCACCCGGCAUCUGAUGAGCUCAAGGCUGCCAUUAGCGAGAGCGCAAAGUAUACGGAGUCCGAGGGUGGUGUGGAUUUAGCUGAUUUGGCCGUCCGGUUUGCUUUGCGCAAUUGGGCCAAGGCCAUUGAAGCUGUAGAUGGGCCUGAUGCACGUACCGCGCGUUCUUACGUAUACGGGCUUUCAUCUUUGCAAGAAGUUGAGAAUGCUGUCAAGGACUACUGGCAGGUUAAGAAUGGUUCGGAAACAGAUUUGGACGAAAAGCUGGUGGCUGGUGUGCAGGCCAUUUUGAAGCAGCACGGUCAGCUCAAUGCCACCUGGCCAUCGGGAAUUGAGCAUCCUGAAAUUUAG
This is a messenger RNA of Magnusiomyces paraingens, 1083 nucleotides long. RefSeq lists its product as uncharacterized. Gene Ontology annotation, biological process: dehydro-D-arabinono-1,4-lactone biosynthetic process. The record is from RefSeq and is a predicted model, not a curated record. Lineage: Eukaryota; Fungi; Ascomycota; Dipodascomycetes; Dipodascales; Dipodascaceae. Gene Ontology annotation, molecular function: D-arabinose 1-dehydrogenase [NAD(P)+] activity. Gene Ontology annotation, cellular component: cytosol. The transcript has 2 exons. The coding region runs from base 1 to 1083 and encodes 360 amino acids.